Vanderwaltozyma polyspora DSM 70294 is the source of this 1011-nucleotide messenger RNA. It is a transcript of the gene RFC3, whose product is annotated as replication factor C subunit 3. Gene Ontology annotation, molecular function: DNA clamp loader activity; DNA binding; ATP binding. The coding region runs from base 1 to 1011 and encodes 336 amino acids. The record is from RefSeq and is a predicted model, not a curated record. The transcript has a single exon. Gene Ontology annotation, cellular component: Ctf18 RFC-like complex; DNA replication factor C complex; Elg1 RFC-like complex. NCBI's taxonomy places the organism in Eukaryota, Fungi, Ascomycota, Saccharomycetes, Saccharomycetales, Saccharomycetaceae. Gene Ontology annotation, biological process: DNA-templated DNA replication; DNA repair.
AUGAGUUUGGGUAGAGCAACUAAUAGAGAGAACCUGCCUUGGGUAGAAAAAUAUAGACCAACUUCAUUAGAUGAAGUUUAUGGUCAAAAUGAAAUUGUGAAUACAGUUCGUAAGUUUGUUGAAGAAGGUAAAUUGCCUCAUUUACUGUUCUAUGGGCCACCUGGUACUGGUAAGACAUCUACAAUUAUUGCAUUGGCUAAAGAAAUCUAUGGUAAAAACUACCAUAAUAUGGUAUUAGAAUUAAAUGCUAGUGAUGAUAGAGGUAUUGAUGUAGUGAGAAAUCAAGUUAAAGAUUUUGCAUCUACAAGACAGAUAUUUAGCAAAGGUUUUAAGUUGAUUAUAUUAGAUGAAGCUGAUGCUAUGACUAAUGCUGCUCAAAAUUCUUUGAGAAGAAUAAUUGAAAAGUAUACUAAGAAUACAAGGUUCUGUAUUUUGGCUAAUUAUGCUUAUAAAUUAACACCGGCUUUGUUGAGUAGAUGUACAAGAUUUAGGUUCCAACCUAUUGGCCCUGCUGCUAUCGAGCAACGUAUGAACAAUGUAAUUAUUAAGGAAAACAUCAAGAUCGAUGAUGCCGCAAAGAAGGCACUGCUAAAGGUUUCUAAAGGUGACAUGAGAAGGGUUCUAAACGUACUUCAAGCUAGUAAAGCAGCAGUGGAAGAAAAUGAAGAGAUUACGGAGGAAUUGAUCUAUGAUUGUUGUGGUAUGUGUAGACCAGGAGAUGUGAAAAAGAUAUUGAAAAGUAUCCUAGAGGAAGAUUUCACAUCUGCAUACUACACGAUGAACAAAAUAUGUCAAGAGAAAGGUGUUGCCUCAGUUGAUAUUAUUGAAGAAAUAGUAUUAUUAUUAGAAGAGUACGAGUUACAAAAUGAAGAAACUAGAAUAGAAAUGUUGACUAAACUAAGUGAUAUAGAAUAUGCCAUUUCUAAAGGUGGCAACACAAAAGUAGUUCAUAGUGCUAUUAUAAGUGCUAUCAAAACCAGUUUUGAAAAUGAAUCAACUGUUGCCGCAUAG